GCCAAUUCACCUCUUGGAUGAAUCGCAGCUCUUCAUCGAUAAACACGAAUUCCACUGGCUUCGCCGGUGCCCAGCCAAGUGGAUUUACAGGGGGAUACACCCAGCAACCGCAGCAGACUGGGUAUCCUACCAGCCCCACCGGUGGCCACCCUCAGCAGACCGGCUUCAACGCCGGAUAUGGUGCGCAACAGGCGCAAUCCACCGGUAGACCCUUCCAGCCAGCGAGCUCAUUUGGUCAGCAGCUUGCAUCGCAAGUCAAUGGGGCGUACGGGCAGCAGCCCGUGCCGCAGCAGCAACAGCAGCAACAGCAGCAACAGUACUCGGGGUACCCGACCCCGCCUCAGUACGGCACUGCCUAUGGAUAUCCCCAACAGCAACAGCCCCAGCAGACUCAGUAUCUCGCCGAGUUUGACCCGUACGCGCCGCAGCAGACAUCGGCGCAGGGGCAGGGUCCAUCGCAGAACAAAUAUCAGACUCCUCAUCCCCGCGAUUACGUUCGAAACAACAAGCAAGGGCUGGAGUCUUGGGAUUCAUACGCGUGGAAGCAGGUUAUGAACUGCUUCGACACGCUGAAAGACGCCUGGGCGAAUCGCAAGAAGGAGCUUGAGGCGCGGAUGAACGCUGUGAGCGGGCAGGGCCUCUUCGGAGGCGGUGGCUAUGGCGGUGGCUAUAGCUAUGGAAACCAGUACGGCCGGUACGGCCAGCAGCAACAAUACGCCCAAGCACAAGAGUACUCGCGUCUGGAGCAGCUUGCGAAGCAAGCAGAUUCGAACGUCGACAUUGUUGUUGCGGCUUCAUUCCAGAUGAAUGAGGCCCACGAUGGCUACCGUCAGUCAGGAGACUUGGCGUCAAAGAAGCGUGUUCGUGAGGCCAUCAAUGCUGCUCUGGGUAAUCUGCCUGAUUGGCCUGCUGAAAACUACUGAGCGGACGGAAUCCAUGAUGGUAGGCUUGCUGGAUGGAAUCCUGAGACUACGUUCGUAUCUCUCUCUCGCUUAGUGGUUUAGAUAGCCUCAGGUCGGUUGUGUGCAGGAUUACUUGUUGUAGGAUAGCAAUGAGAUAGCAGAG
Molecule: messenger RNA, 1065 nt
Organism: Phanerochaete carnosa HHB-10118-sp
Lineage: Eukaryota; Fungi; Basidiomycota; Agaricomycetes; Polyporales; Phanerochaetaceae
Exons: 4
Coding region: 18-923 (301 amino acids)
Source: RefSeq, a predicted model, not a curated record